GCCUAGACGCCCGACCCGAGCGUCCCGUCUCCUAGUAACCAGCCGCUAGCCCCCUUUUCCACGACUCAUUUCUUAAUCCCUGCCUGAGGCUGCCGCACCUGGAUGGAACGCGCAUGCGCAAGGCUGUCUCUCGCAGCCUCGCCUUCCCUCAGUUUGGAACACCUGCUGCGUCGCGGCGGUGGCUUUGUGCCACUUUUCCCAGGGCUUGGGCAUCAUUCUGGACCCAUGUUCUGUGAACCGCUUACUCUCAGAGCUGCUUUCGGGCGCAGCUCCUGCUGCAGCCAGGGCCCGUUUCGAGAGAGCCUUCCAGGUCCAGCCCUCCCGCUGCAGCCGGCAGGGAGCAAGCCGGCCUGUCCCGAUGACAUAGACACUAGGUUUUUACAGCAAUUCUCUGAUGACCUUGAUAUGGUAGAACGCUGUGUAUUUCAAGAGUAAGCUCUUGUUUGAGGAGACUGACAAUUCCUGUUUUCGCCAGAUUUCUUCUUGAAUGGCAACCUAAAUGCCAGUCCAAAGAGGCCCCCAAUAGACUUGUUCAGCCUUCAUGUCCUCAACUCUGGGGAAGUUAAGUAAUCAAGUUGAAGAAACGCUUCCACUACUUAAAAAGGUACCUGCAAAUUACUUUCAUAUUUGUUCAGCUAUCCUAAUGGGAUUUUCACUUAGUAAAUCUGCUACUCAGGUAUCUGCUAUGCAUAUGGAUUCAAAAGUGGAUGAUCACUUAAUACGAGGGACUGAAAAAAGCAGGCUGGAACCAGUGACUCAGUUAUUUCAAAACACCAAGAAAAUAAGAUUAGAAGACACAAAUCAAGAAAACUUUACAAGGAUUGAAGGGACUGGCACAGGAUCUCUUUCUGAGAAAGUCUUGGGUUCAGUGGUAUAUGUCAAAGAAAGUGAUGGACUAGAAAUGACGGAUGUGGAAUGAAGAAAUUUGUACGUAUUACCAAAGAAACCAAAAAAUGCCUUUGACUAACAGGGGGUGUUGAAAGACAACUUAACCUUAUUAGGAAACCCUGACAAAAUGACGGAAGACUAUUGCUUUAUUUUGCACUUUUUGUGAAUCAUCUUACACUGCAUUUUUUUAUGAUGCUUAUUCAAAAGCCAGUUGCUUUAGGGUGAAAAAGCCUUCCAAAAUUCAAAGCAGAUUUCUCUGGUAUUAUAUCCUUCUUAAAAACCAGAGUUUUUAAAUAACAGUAUUUGAAUGGCACCAAAACAUUUUCAUUUUAAUGUAUUUCUUUAAUGUGGUUGAAAAAAGUGUCCAAGCAGCCGGGCGUGGUGGCUCACACCUGUAAUCCCAGCACUUUGGGAGGCCGAGGUGCGUUGAUCACCU
Nomascus leucogenys (northern white-cheeked gibbon) is the source of this 1324-nucleotide messenger RNA. It is a transcript of the gene C14H2orf15, whose product is annotated as chromosome 14 C2orf15 homolog. The transcript has 4 exons. Bases 542 to 919 code for a protein of 125 amino acids. The record is from RefSeq and is a predicted model, not a curated record. NCBI's taxonomy places the organism in Eukaryota, Metazoa, Chordata, Mammalia, Primates, Hylobatidae.